AAAGUGGGCGUGGCAAACGAUCUAGCUCCAUGGCGUCUAUCUUUGUCGUGGUUUUCGUCCUUUUCCUGCCUUCUCUGGCUGAGCCAGUCGGCGUCCGUCCUCGCUACAGUGGCUACCAGCUGGGCGGUGGAGAUAGACGGGGGAGAAGGCGAGGCGGAGAGGCUGUCCCGCGCACACGGACUCAUCAACAGAGGACGAGUGGGGAGCUUGAGCAGGCACUACCAUUUCGAGUUGGCUGAACCCACCAAUGGGGACGUUUCAGCUGCUAUCACCAAGGCCCUAUCUAAGGAAAUAUCAGUGAAGCAUGCUGAGCCACAGGUUGUGAAGGAACAUGAAAAGAGAGACUACAUUGUUCCAGCUGAUCCCGGAUGGUCAAAGCAGUGGUCACUGAAGAGCGCAGGGGAGGUGGAAGGAGACGACUCUCGACUGGACAUGAGAGUGGAGCAGGUGUGGCUCCAAGGGUUCACAGGUCGCGGUGUCACAACUACAGUCAUUGACGAUGGCCUGGAAUGGAAACACGAUGACCUCAUCAGUAAUUAUGAUCCGAGCGUGAGUCACGACUUCACCACCGAUACCAGUGACCCCACGCCGUUCCGAGGAGACAACCACGGCACGGAGUGUGCCGGUGUAGUCGCCAUGUCCAAAAACACCCUAUGUGGCAUCGGGGUCGCCUUUGACUCAAAAAUUGGAGGGAUAAAGAUAAACAUUGAAGAGUCCAUGGACGUGUUUGAAGCCAGGGCUCUCGGCUACCAACAGAGCAGUGUCGAUGUCUACAGCAACAGCUGGGGACCGAAAGACAACGGAUACACCGUAGAGGGCCCCGGGCGCCUGGUGUCAAAGACAUUGCAGAGUGGGGCUGAGAAGGGACGAGAUGGGAAGGGGAAUGUCUUCGUGUGGGCAGCUGGAAACGGAGGGGAUAAGUUCGACUCCUGUGCAGCCGACGGCUAUGUCAACAGUAUCUACACCAUUGCUGUUGGAUCUGCUGACCAGGACGGACGACAAGCCUACUACGAUGAAGACUGCUCCGCCAAAAUGGCCGUCACCUUCAGCCACAACUCGAGACCCACUGGUCCUCAGGUCUACACCACCACUCUGGACGGGCGGUGCACCUCCGGGUUCACGGGGACCUCAGCUUCUGCCCCCCUGUUAUCAGGAGUGAUUGCUCUCGCUCUGCAGGCAAAUCCUGAUCUGACGUGGAGAGAUGUCCAGUAUCUGAUAGUCUACACCUCUAACAUUGACAUACUGACUGUGGACGACUUGGCCACCAAUGGAGCUGGUCUCAAAUUCAGCCACCACUUUGGAUUUGGAGCCAUUGAUGCCGAGGCACUGGUGACCAGAGCCAGACACUGGACCAGUGUUCCCCAGCAGCUCAACUUCACAAUCCCUGCUACACAAUUGUAGGUUAUUAACACCAACAUGCUAAUAUACUGGAACCCCUCUCAUCCAGACACCUAUUGGACAUGAGAAACUGUUCAUGUUUGUGAGUCUCCUUGUUUCAGUGAAUGUAGGGAAAGAAAAGGUGUCCCGAUUACAGAAGUGUCGCUUUUUUAGGGGUGUCCUUAAAAGGGGGUUCUACUCUAUUCUCAACACUCAACACACUUUAACUCCAAUUUUGCAGUGAAUGUAUGAUUUCCAACGGAUCCACGUGCGAGCUGGAGUUUCAGUUUACCAGUGAACUUGGUGCCAAUAUAUCGUCCCUGGAACACGUCCUUGUCUCCCUGUCUCUCUCUAUCGUUCCGACUGCCAACGAUUCCCUCUGGAACCUCACUGACUACUACGAGGCAGAGAAAGACGGAGAGGCCGGCGACUGGCUCCAAUCCCCCCACCCACGUCGCGGGGACGUGGAGAUAGAACUAACGUCGCCGGCCGGGACGAGAUCCAUUCUCCUGCCAAACAGAGACUACGACUUCGUCAACACUGAGGGAUACGACAACUGGCCAUUCAUGUCGGUCCACUUCUGGGGAGAGGAUCCCACCGGUACCUGGACCCUGCGUACCACCUUCCGGGCUUCUUCCGGAAGUGUAUUUAUCACAAACGUGACUCUGACCGGGUUUGGGAUCGCGGAAGGGGUCUCGGGGAAUUCGAAUCGCGGUUUGUGUCAAAAUUGUCUCAGAGGCUGCGGCGAUGUGUGCGAUGUUUGUUCUGAGCUUCGACUGAAUUACUCGCUGGCAUGCGUGAGUACGUGUCCAAACGCGACAAUUGAAUACAACGGAUACUGCAUCGCCGGCAGCGUCAUAUAUCCCGAAACGCCUACCGGAAAUUCCGCCGAUGGUACCACUACGGUCAUUUUGGUCUCGGUGGCCGCGGUGGUCGUAGUAACACUGUUUGUUGUGGUACUAGUGGUCUUAGUGGUUGUUUUAGUCACGCGAAAACGGAGAAAAGAUCGAUUUAGUACCACUACCACUGCCACCAACGUGUAUUGGUCUCUUCCUGACAUUGACGACAAUGAUGAUGAAACUGUCCAAAUAUAGUAAUUACAUCACACUCUCUAUUGUCACUUUCUAUUUAUCACAAUCUCUAUCGAUAUUGUUUCCGUAUCAUUUUAUUUUAUCAUCAAAGUGUUAUAAAUGAAAGCGAAGAUAUUACAUCAUAACAA
Molecule: messenger RNA, 2596 nt
Organism: Geodia barretti
Lineage: Eukaryota; Metazoa; Porifera; Demospongiae; Tetractinellida; Geodiidae
Source: the annotation of a GenBank genome assembly